This is a messenger RNA of Coprinopsis cinerea okayama7#130, 984 nucleotides long. RefSeq lists its product as hypothetical. Gene Ontology annotation, biological process: DNA-templated transcription initiation. Bases 1 to 984 code for a protein of 327 amino acids. The transcript has 4 exons. Gene Ontology annotation, cellular component: RNA polymerase I complex. NCBI's taxonomy places the organism in Eukaryota, Fungi, Basidiomycota, Agaricomycetes, Agaricales, Psathyrellaceae. The record is from RefSeq and is a predicted model, not a curated record.
AUGGCUCAUUCAAGUCCUUCAAGAAAAAAGCGACCCACAGAUGGGCAGUCGACACAGCCCAGCAAGAAGCAGAAGAAGAGUGCAGGCGGGGACGCGAAGAAGGGGAAAGGGAAGGAUUCAGAUUUCCAGGUCGUCUCUGCUACUUUGUCGAUUUCGGUCCCUCCUGUGUUUGCAAAGAAUCCCCAGGCCGGUGUGGAGGAGAUGCUGGACUCGCUGAUCAUGAGAUAUGUUCCAUCGUUGGAGGGCGUGGUCAUUGCCCACUCAAAUCUGACGUUCACAACGCCCACAGCGAGGAUAAAGGACGAUUGUCCCUUCCUUGUUUGCAACAUCAGGUUCGAUGCUACUGUCUGGAACCCAAAGAUUGGUUCUAAAAUGAAGGGAAGGAUAAUUCUAUCCUCGCCUGACCACAUAUCCCUCCUCGUCCACCGAACUUUUAACGUAUCAAUACCAAGACAUCAUAUCCCCUCCGACGAAUGGGAGUUUGAGUACGGCCCUGCCGAGAAUGACCCAGAGUUUGGGGCGGAUGCUGCUGACGAGGAAGGUCAAGCCGAAGGAGAAACUGAAGGUGUGAAGGAAGGCGAGGAGCAGCCAGUGAAAACCGAAGAAGCAAGUACGGGUAAAUGGGUACACCGCACGACAGGUGAACGGUUAGGAGGAACUGAUAAGAAGGUUGAAUUUACCGUGAUUGGGCUAACGGUGGCGAACGAGAUGCUUUCGCUGGUGGGAUCUAUCCAAGACGACCCAUUUUCUCCUGCGCAUAAACCCUAUCAAUCGACCAACACCGCGACGAAAACCAAGACGUCAGGGGAAGAAGACGACGCGGAUGAGCCGCCUGACGACGAUGAGGACGACGAGUCUGGCAGCGAGGAGGAGGACACCAUGCGCCUUCUCAAACGAAAAGCAGCUGCAGCUGCUAAGGAGACGUCAAAAAGUGACACAUCCAAACCUAGUAAAAAGAAGAAACGGAAGACAGAUGCUUCAUAG